Molecule: messenger RNA, 366 nt
Organism: Knipowitschia caucasica
Lineage: Eukaryota; Metazoa; Chordata; Actinopteri; Gobiiformes; Gobiidae
Source: the annotation of a GenBank genome assembly
AUGGGGGGGGGGGUGAUAGUGGGAUGGAGAGUGGAUAGGGGGGUGGAGGGGGCGGCAUCACGAUCGGGAGAGGGUGUGGGGGGGUGGGGGGAGGGUUGGGGAGUGGUGGAGGUUUUAUGUGGGGGAGGGUGUUGGGGGGGAUGUGAGUGGAGAGUGGGUUGUGGGUGGGAGGUGUGGGUGGGGGAGUGUGGGAUGGAAGGGGGGAUUUGGGGGGUGGGGGGGGUGGGGGGGGAGGGGGUAGGUAUGGUGGGGGAGAGUGAGGGGGGUUGGGGUAGAUGGGGGGGGGGGAGGUGGGGUGAGGGGGGUUGGGGGUUGUGGGGGGGGUUGUGGGGGGGGGGGGGAGUUUUGGGGUGGGUGGGGGUAUAG